AUGCCUUACGACGCCAGCCAAAUACCUCCGGCAUCGCCAACAUUGAUUUAUCCUGGCUCAGUGCGUUCACACGAUCCUCCCAUCUUCAAUGGUUCCGACGAAUACGACGUAGAAGAUUGGCUGUGGAUAUAUGAGCGCGUGUGGUACCACAACCACGAAUCCGACCUCAGCACCUGGCCAGAUUUCAAGGCGCGCAUUACGCAAGUCUUCGGACGCCUUGAGGUGCGGAAGCUCCGUGACGAAGAGCGCUUGCGCAACCGUUCCCAGCAACCCGGUGAAAACUUCAAGUACAUAGAAGACGUUGUGGACCUUUGCAAGCUCGUCGACCCAUCGAUGAGUGAGUCUGACAAGAUCCGUCACUGUACACCACCAGAUCACCAGCUGGCACGGGACCCUGGCGUACAUCCGACAAUCGCCCCGUGUGCUUCUUCUGUGGAAUCCCUGGUCACGUGGUACGGCAUUGUCUCCGUCGCUUAUGGCUUCAAGGUAAUGACCAACCUGUCCGCUCCUGCGUUUCGCCAGCUUUCGUCCUUCUCGCCACCAAAUGACUCGCACUUGCCGGUAGUAGCUGCCUUGCUGAGCGGCGGCCUCAACACUGCCUUGGCGGUCUUUGUGCUCCUACCAAUCGUUUCAAGAUCUGGCCCUAAAGCACCAAGAGGCUGCCUCAUCGCGAGGACGCCGAACGGUUACGCCAAGGGAAGCCUACUUCAGUUCAAGAUCAACGGCACAUCGUACAACUCCGUCGCCUUCUACGGCAUCCCGUUCGGCGCCUCGACGACCGGAGACGGGCGGUUCGCUGAGCCCCGAUGCGCCCAGCCCUGGCACGACCUGUUCAACGCCACGUACAAACGACCCCCCUGCGCCCAGUCGGACACGCAUUUUGGUCGCACUUACGUCAUCGACGCCUCGAACACCACCGAAGACUGCCUGCACAUCAACGUCUGGGUGCCCGGCAAAUGCGUGACCGACCUGUUGGGCGGCGAAAACCAUCGCGCCGUCGUCUUCUGGCUCUUCGGUGGCUCUUUCGUGGGCGGAGGCAACAGCUACGACUUCUUCGACGGCCGCUUCGUGGCAGGCUUGGGAGACGUGCUCGUCGUCACGCCUAACUACCGGGUGACGUCGUUCGGCUUCCUCAACUCGGGAACGGGCCGUGAAGUUGCGGGCAACAUGGGGCUGUACGACCAGCUUCUGGCGCUCCGCUGGCUUCGGGAAAACGUCCACCGGUUCGGCGGCGACCGCGACCGCAUACUAAUCGCCGGACAGAGCGCCGGCGCCAUCGCGUCCUCCAUGUUGAUGGCGAGCCCGAUAAUGUCGCAGUACGGCCCGUACCGCAGGGCGUUUCUCAUGAGCGGCUCGGCGUACUUUCCGCUGCCCCGGAACGAGGGACCCGAAGCGCGACGGAGCUUCUCGCGCCUGGCCGCCAACGCCGGCUGCCAGUCGGCGCGCGUCGCCGACGCCGUGCACUGCCUCCGAAACCGGAGCGCGCCGGAUAUCUUGAAGGCCACCAAGAAUAUCUCUCUGUUUUUCAUGCCAUCCUUCGAGGCGCCCCUAUUUCCUGGCAAGAUGGACUCUCUCGAGCGGCGGUUCGUAGCGGCCCGAGCGCGGGACACACUGAUCUCCAACGUGGCGAUGGAAGGGCAGGCCUUCUUUGAAAUGCUCUUGCCAGACAUAGCAGGUUAUCGGUGA
Messenger RNA from Dermacentor andersoni, 1686 nucleotides. NCBI's taxonomy places the organism in Eukaryota, Metazoa, Arthropoda, Arachnida, Ixodida, Ixodidae. The record is from RefSeq and is a predicted model, not a curated record.